UUUUAUUUUUUUAUUUUAAAAUGUCUUUUAACGAGGAGUCUUAUGUAAUUACAUCAGAAUUAAUUACAAAAUGGAUGGAACUUGGACUGGGCAAUGAAAUAUUAGAUGCUGAACUAACUCAAAUAAUUGAUAAACAUACAGGAAAAAAUUUUCCGGUUAUCCUAGAUGAUCAAAGACAGACAUUUGUCACAUUUAUCUUCCCCAAUGAUUUUACUACAAAAAUGUUUGAAUUUCAACGUUCAUCAAUUAUUCGAUUAAAUUUUCUUCGAAUUUGUUUACGCGAUAAAAGCUUGGGUGAAUCUAAUGUUUUGUCUUCAAUUCUCCCAAUAUUAUUGAAAAUAACAUUUUUGGAUGGGAAUAAUGUUAAAUUACAAAAUUCUGCAAAAAUUUUGCUUGAAGCUAAUAAAUGUUUGGUUAAUUUUCUUUUCAAUUCUUCAGUUGGAAGAGCACAUUUUGAGGAAGAACCUUUUAAACUUUUAAUUUCUCGAAUUUCCUUUAUCGGCCCUAUCCUUAAAGGAAAAAAAGAAAUUUUAUUUUCGAAUGAGAACAAUGGAACUUUUGUUUAUUUAAAUAAUUGGUGUCAACAAGAAUUAGAGGAACUUCUUUUAUUGGAUAUGAAAAUUGUUUUUGUUGUGAGUGCUCAAGAAAGGCAGUUGCAACUUGAUUGCCAAAAAGAUGUUAACAUAAAUAAAAUAUUUCAAGAAAUUAUUGCAAAUGCAUUGGAUAAAUUAAUUGAAUCUCCAUCUCCUUCAAACAUUGUUUCUUCUAUUCGUCCAUUUAUAAAUGAAGCUUUGCUUAUUUUAUUUAAUAUUUAUCAUCAAAUUGUUUUUCAACAGCAACCUCUAGAUUCCAAUAUAAUUCAAUUAUUUUUAAAUGAGUGUGCACGUAUUUUACAAAAUUCUUUUCUUGAUAUGGAAAUUAAACAAAAUACAAUUAAUUUUAUGGCUACAAUUCCCAAUACUUUGUCGACGCUCUGUCCAAAGACUGAGGAUUCUACUAUUUACAACCAAAAUAAAUUAAUAUUUGAAGGUUAUGAUGUUACUUUUUUGGAUAAAUUACUUAAUAUUUUAGAAGAACAUAUUGAUCAGGUAAAGUUCCUGCGUUUAGUGAGCAUCUUGUUAUGUUUUUGAGA
Molecule: messenger RNA, 1132 nt
Organism: Meloidogyne enterolobii
Lineage: Eukaryota; Metazoa; Nematoda; Chromadorea; Rhabditida; Meloidogynidae
Source: the annotation of a GenBank genome assembly